Cokeromyces recurvatus is the source of this 2029-nucleotide messenger RNA. Its product is annotated as 6-phosphofructo-2-kinase-domain-containing protein. The coding region runs from base 90 to 1877 and encodes 595 amino acids. Gene Ontology annotation, molecular function: 6-phosphofructo-2-kinase activity; ATP binding. Gene Ontology annotation, biological process: fructose 2,6-bisphosphate metabolic process; fructose metabolic process. NCBI's taxonomy places the organism in Eukaryota, Fungi, Mucoromycota, Mucoromycetes, Mucorales, Mucoraceae. Gene Ontology annotation, cellular component: cytosol. The transcript has 11 exons. The record is from RefSeq and is a predicted model, not a curated record.
CUUCUUCUUUUCUUCUUUUCUUCUUUUCUCCCUCUUUUUUUUUUUCCUUUUUUCCUUUUCUUUUUCUUUUAUAUAAAUAUAUAAUAGAUAUGAAUAAAGAAAGAAAAGAAAGUAUAUUUUCAAGAUAUAAUGCAACUCGUCGAAAUAGGACUUUACCUGUUCUAAAGACAGACAAAGACCUUGAAGCAGAAGAAUUGGCACGAUUUUCAUUAGAUUUACCUUCUUUUCAAGUAACUGAAGAACCAGAAAAUACGAUAAUGAGUAGUGAUGUUACUACUAAUGAAUGCAAUACCGAUGAUGACCAACCCAUAUUACAUCAAUCAAUUAAACCACCUAUCAGGAAAAAAAGAUUAGAAGAAUCAACUAUUGUUGCAAGACAUAGUAUUGGAUUUGAUGUUCCUGGUGCUGUUCAUACUAUAAUCACACCAAAACUAAGAACUGAACGUCAAAUAGAUAGUAAAUUAGUAGUUAUAAUGGUUGGGUUACCAGCAAGAGGGAAAAGUUAUAUUGUCAAAAAAUUAAGACGUUAUCUAAACUGGUUACAAUAUAAUACAAAAGUUUUCAAUGUGGGUAACUUGCGUCGUGAAAAUGAAGCCUUACAUCAAUAUGAUCAAUCAGCGGAUUUUUUUGAUCCAAAUAAUAAAGAUGGAAAUAAAAUACGAGAUGAAUUGGCCAUAAAGGUACUUGAACGAUUGAUUGAAUGGUUACGUUCUGGUGGACGUGUUGCUAUUCAUGAUGCUACAAACUCUACAAUUCAAAGAAGACAGUUGUUAAUUGAUCGUUUAUCAAAAGAACCUGAUAUUAAAGUUUUAAUAUUAGAGUCUGUUUGUACUGAUAAAAUGGUUUUGGAACGUAAUUUUCGAUUGAAACUCUCUGGACCAGAUUACAAAGACAUGAAUCCAGCUAAAGCUUUAUCCGAUUUUAGACAUCGUGUUGCUAAUUAUGAAAAGGCAUAUGACUCAGUAGGAGAUUGGGAAGAGGAACAUGAUAUUCAGUAUUGUAAGCUGGUGAAUGUAGGCAAAAAAGUAAUCGCUUAUAACAUUUCAGGAUACCUCUCUGGUCAAUGUGUCUUUUAUCUAAUGAAUUUCAAUCUGGCAGAACGUCAAAUAUUCGUUACACGUCAUGGUGAAAGUGAAGAUAAUCUAUUGGGUAGAAUUGGUGGUGAUGCUCCGUUAUCUGGAAAGGGUAGAAGAUUUUCUAGAGCUUUGUCAAGAUUCGUUAGACAACGACGGAUUGCAUUUGCUUUAGACCUAGCAAAGAGAAAAAUCCAAGAAGAGAGUGAGGCAAAGGAUCCGUUGAAAGAUUCAGAUGAUGAAUCACAAGAAGAGGAACAUAAAGAUGCAAAAGUGAGAGCAACAGCAGAAGCAAUUAAUAAUUCUCAGUUCACGAUAUGGACCAGUAUGCUGAAAAGAUCAAUGCAAACAGCAGAGGCAUUUGAUCCAGAUGAAUAUGAUAUUAAGCAUAUUAGAUUUUUAAAUGAAAUCAAUUCAGGAAGUAGAGAAGGAAUGACUUAUGAGGAAAUUAAGGCGCAGUAUCCUACUGAGUUCAAGGCAAGACAAGAAAACAAAUUAUUUUAUAGAUACCCUGGUAUAGGAGGAGAGUCGUAUAUAGAUGUUAUUCAUAGAUUACAAUCUAUGAUUAUAGAACUAGAAAGAAUGAGUCAAUCCUGCUUAAUUAUAACUCAUAGAGUAGUUUUACGUAUUUUACUUGGUUAUUUAUUAGAAUGGUCACAAACUCAAAUGCCGCAUAUGCUAGUUCCUAUUCAUACAGUAUAUGAAUUAAGACCUAAACCUUAUGGGGUUGAACUCACAAGUUGGUAUUACGAUGAAGAUGAUGAUGAUUUCAAGGAACUCAAAGGUGAUUCACCACAAUCAUAAACAUGGCUACUUUUUCUUUUUAUCAUUAUUAUCAAAUCAAUAAUACAUCAUCUCAAAGAAAGUAUAUAAACAUGUGUAGUACAUACAUUGACUAGCUUUUUAUUAUAUAAAGAUAAGAGAAAGUGUAUUCAUAUUAACUAAUAGAUAUCUCG